AAAUUCAAUAAGGCGUCAGAGUGGAGUAGUUGUUUAUUGAUUCUUGACUUUUCUAAGCCUUGAUCCGGUAACUAUAUAAGAGCAAUUUCUACUUCCACCUCUCAAAGCCUCCAAUAUUCUCUUGCAUUCAAACAUUUCCUCCAUUAAAACGCUAAUAAUGCAAACAAUUCUUCAAAUUUAAUUCCACCUUCAUCCCAAAUCACAAAUUUCAAGAUGAGUAGAACUUCUUCAACUCACCCCUCAAUCAAAUUUGAUGAUAAUGAUGUUGAAUCAAAAGAAGAGGAAGACGAUGAUGGGUUCUUGAAGUUUCGCAAAGCUAUUCGCAACACCAUUGAUGACGACGACGAUGAUUCAAAUGCCAGAGUUCGUUGCAUCACCCUUUACUCUCAUCGUCGCCAUUCUCACAAAAAAGGACCAUCAGGGAGGCAAGAAGGCCAAGAACAGAAGAAUAAGGCAGCAACUAUAAGGAGGCAGCUGAAGGCAGGGUGGGCUUUAGAGGAUCUAAUAGAUAAACAGUUCAAGCACUAUAACCAGGGUGUGGUCCCUACCAAGAUCGAGGAUGUCUCCCAAUUGCUAGCACCCUUAUGGACCCCACCACUUGAAAUGGUUGCUGUUGGCUGGCUGGGGGAUUGGAGACCGUCAGCCAUCCUAGAUCUCCUAAGAUCUUUGGCGCGUUCCUCUUAUUUCUCUUCUUCCACUGCUGACUCGGCUGAGAUUGGCCGGAUCCUCUCACAGCUCAUUCGUGAAAUCCGCAUUGAAGAGGCUAUAAUCGAUGAAGAAAUGGUUGAGAUUCAAGCUACAUGUAUCCUCCACCUUCCAUUCAAGCAAAGUAAUCAGGCCAGAAGCUCAUCCAUAGGUCCAUGGGACUGUGUUUUGUCUCAGCUCAAGAAGAUUAAGCAAGUGAUAACCAAGUCCCAACAACUUAGGAACAAAGUAUUGGAGCUUGUUAUGAAGAAGGUACUUAACCAGGUUGAUGCAGCUGAAUUCUUAAUUGCAUUUGCUGGGAUUCAAGAUGUUAUUCAUCAGUUUGCUGCUCGGAAAAAGUUGAAAAAGGGUCCAGUUUAUAUCUCGACCAAAGCCUUAGCGACUGUUUGAGUGAGAAUUGGUUACUCGGGAAGAACUAUCAUGCCAAAGACUCAUCUUCUGUUGCGAUUUGUGAAUACCACUGACUAGUAGGUACUGGAUUAUAGGCUUAUAGCUAGAUUGUACUUAGAAUAAAUUUUCAACCUGAUAAUGGUUGCAAGUCUUGCAACAGUUUCAGAACUCUGUAAUCUGUAGUUUACUUGAGCAGAAAUUGAACAGUUUCUGCAGACUGCAGAUGAAGAUGUAAAGUAAUUGUUUUGUAGGGUAGAUAGAUUAUGAGAUGCCUUUGUCUAGAGACCUUUUGUUUACAACAUUACCUAGAAAUCUAGAAUCUUUGAAUUCUUAACAGAUUAAGGCACAGAUUUUGCAGAUAUUCUUAUGUUGAGGCAAGCUCGCUACAGCCUGUGAUCACUGUAAA
Molecule: messenger RNA, 1501 nt
Organism: Chenopodium quinoa (quinoa)
Lineage: Eukaryota; Viridiplantae; Streptophyta; Magnoliopsida; Caryophyllales; Amaranthaceae
Exons: 4
Coding region: 214-1095 (293 amino acids)
Biological process (GO): DNA-templated transcription
Molecular function (GO): sequence-specific DNA binding
Source: RefSeq, a predicted model, not a curated record